GAAAGUUUGGAGCACAAAGCAGGAAGCCAGUGUUCUUAAUAUUGACAUGAAAGCCAAUAUAUGUUGCGUCAAGUAUAAUCCUGGAUCUAGCAAUUACAUUGCGGUUGGUUCAGCAGACCAUCACAUCCAUUAUUAUGAUUUAAGAAACAUCAGUAGUCCACUCCAUGUGUUCAGUGGGCACAAGAAAGCUGUCUCGUAUGUGAAAUUCUUGUCUGAAAAUGAACUUGCUUCUGCCUCUACAGACAGCACACUAAGAUUGUGGGAUGUAAAGGAAAACUUGCCGGUGAGUAAAUAUGUUUAUAAUGGUUCAGCAUUUCUUUUAUGCCUUAAUCCAGAUAAUUAUUUUCAUUUUGCUUGUAUUGCUUUAAGUUCAAAAGCUCUAGUCUCUAAAUCGAUGCAUUCAAUAAUAUGGCUACUCGAAAAGUAGUGGAACUUGACCUAGCGUACGUUGUGAGAGGAUGUAACAUGCCAUCUGUCAAGGUGGAUCACUGUUGAAGGAGCAACCCUUAAUAGUGGUAAUGCAUGAUGUAGCAGAGCCAUCUUGGUUGGUUUAUAAUUAAAUAGUGAACCAUGAUAGUGGAAUUACUUAAUCUUAGCCUUCAAAACCAGGAUUUAAUGCAUGGUUUGUAGCAGUAGACCAGUGAUAUGAGGUCUUUGUUACACAGUAACCUUACUACAGGAGCUCUGUUACAAUUGAUUAAUGGUUUGUUUUGAUGUAGAGGAUCCACUAUUAUUGCAACUACCGAGCAUAAUGAUACAUGCUAUUAACUAUUGGGAUAGCUACUUAAUUAUUCAAGAAAGCGAAGAUUAGAGAUAGAGAUCAAUUGUGGAAGAGAUUUAGAAA
Molecule: messenger RNA, 844 nt
Organism: Theobroma umbraticum
Lineage: Eukaryota; Viridiplantae; Streptophyta; Magnoliopsida; Malvales; Malvaceae
Source: RefSeq, a predicted model, not a curated record